This is a messenger RNA of Paramisgurnus dabryanus, 2915 nucleotides long. It is a transcript of the gene spice1, whose product is annotated as spindle and centriole associated protein 1. Gene Ontology annotation, cellular component: centrosome; spindle; centriole. Lineage: Eukaryota; Metazoa; Chordata; Actinopteri; Cypriniformes; Cobitidae. The record is from RefSeq and is a predicted model, not a curated record. Gene Ontology annotation, biological process: metaphase chromosome alignment; mitotic spindle assembly; regulation of centriole replication.
CAGCGGCGCUUUUAAAUGUUCCUUUAUCAACGCUUCCUUGUUUCUGUUACUAGUACUACAGCGUCAACAAAAGCAAACGAAUGCAGCACUGCUAGUCAGUUGUUGUUGUUUUAAACAAGUCUCAUAUAAAUGUAUUAUUUGUCUGCAAAAUGUCUUUAGUGCGGAUGAACCGUCAUUUGUAUGGUCCGGGUAGAAGACCAGUGCGAACUAAGAAGGUGUCUGCACCCAAGAAAGAAUGGGUGAGCACAGUCAAUGAUCUUUCAGUGCAUAAAGCCACACCAGAGGAACUAGCCAGACGUCGUGAGAUGCACAGGUCUCAGAACAGGGUAGUGGCACAGUGGGAAUUAAGAGAAAAGGCAUCAUCACGCAGGAGAAAGAAGAAUCAACCCCCCAGCCCAGCAGGACUUGAUAAAGCCCGACAUAACAUCAUCAGAGAGGUAUUUUCUGAUCAAUGCCAGUUGCGGGAUGUUAUUGAACGGUCAGACAGAGCUUUGGCUGUAGUGAAAGACCUGUUUGGUGAUGCACCCCAUCGGCGCACAGGGUUUCCCACCAUUACCAUAGCACCUGACUGUGACUCCGAUUCUGAGCUUCCUGUUCAUCAAAGACCGGAUCCUCCAACACAACUGUCAUUGCUCAGCCAGUCUAUGAUGGAUCAACAGGCUUUAAAUGAAUUGGAGGAAUAUGAAGAGGAAUAUGAUGAUGAAGAAGUCCAGGAUACCUCAGUACACCGCAGUUAUGCAGCUGAAAUGCGCAGGAAGAGAAAUAAAUGUAGGUUUAAGUCUUUCCCACGUGGCUCAGAAAAUCUGGAGCCGAAGCUACCAAAGACAAGACAUCCAGAAGACCAGGCUGCCCUUAAUGCAACAAUGGCUGUAAAACGGAUAAAAUCCAGGCAGAACCAACCUGAUUUAAACCAGUCUACAUUUUCGGUUAACCAGGUUUUAAACCCUGAGUCUGCUUCCUCAAAAUCAGGUCCUAAGGUUAGAUUGACCAGUAGAGGGCACACUGGAAAUCCCACUAGUCUGAAUGGCACAAAAUUGAGUUCUUUGGCAGGGAACCAGUCUAGUCUGGAGCUUCUGCAGAGUAUGCUAGAGCAAGUAGAGACUGAGCUGGACUCUCUAGAACCCCAGAACCCUCGAAACUCUGAAGCUGAACCUCAUCAGGGGAAACAGGGCCUGACCGGCUUCUCUGUGGCUUUAGUAUCUACGCUUGGGCGUCUGGCAAGUCAUAUCAGAAAAAAAGAGGAGGAGUUUCAAAAGGAGGCAGAGGAGAGAAGAAAGCUUGAGGAGGUUGUGAAGGAACAGAGGGCUUUGAUUGAUGCCCUCACUGUGGAGUCACUCACAAUCAGAGAGGAGACCGCUACCCUACAGGCAAGGCUUCAGCAGCAGGUAUCUAAACUGGAGCAGCGUCUGGAUGCUGUAGUCCUGGUUAUGGGAGAACCAGAUUCUGCAACUAAGAUCUUGGACAACACAGCUCAAACAGGCAGGUAUGAAGAGUCUGGAUGUAUUGAAAAAGAUCAACGUGCAAAGCAACAGGACACCAUCACUACAGCCGUUUUACUCUCUCCUCCUCGGCAACGAGAUGGUCUGCCCCCUGCAGUGUUUCAUCCACGUUCGCUCAUAUCCCCGCUGACUUACAGUGGCGUCUGCAAUGCAGCAGGAAGUCAAAGUUCACUUGAGGACUUGGACAUCCCCUGCUCUCCUUCCUCCUUUGCCAGCUUGCCACGCCCCACUUCGCUUCUGGACUAUUUUUCCCAGGAUGCCAUGAUAGGAGAGAUGGUAGGCUUGACACGUCACAAUGCAGAUAUUCGGGCCCAGCUGGAUCAAAGCCGCCCAUCUCCAACUGGAGCUUCAGUAUCGAGAGUCCAGAGUGCGCAUCUGACCACAACAAGUUCUCUAGUUAGACAAGAAUCACCCUGUACAGAGCAACCACUUAGACAGCAGGCUGUUUGUGUACAGAGAUCUUCAACGACAGAGAUUGAACAGAAACUGCAGGAGUUGAACCGACAAAGCGCAGAAGCUCGAGCUAAACUACUAGAGCUCAUUGAGCAACAGAAACCGAGCUCGUCCCUCAGAGUUUCACCUGCAAUUUCUCCAGUACCACCUCAUUCCAUCAGCACUCAUACAGCUGUUAAAGGGUUAACUGCAGAACCAUUUCUGACACGUCCUGAGAGGAACCAUUCUCCACAGUCCACUGGAAGCAGCAGAACGUCAGCUGAAAGAGUUUCACCGCAAAGUUUAGACAGCGUGGAAAUCCAGAGCAUUCAGAAUCAGAUGGGCAAGGUGAAAAGAGAAGGCUGGUUUGCGUUGUCUGCUCAUGUCAAAUAACUUGAGUUCAGCAAAAGGACAAGUUACAGAAAAUGUUACAUUUACAAUCACUUUAGCAUCCCCAUUUAAAUGUUUUAGGUCUCCUUCACAGCAUAUAUGGCUCAUGUUUUUUAACAUCAGAAGUAUGAGGGUCCCUAGUGUGUGUUUGUUAAUCUCAUUUUGUUCACAAAUGCAUGAGAAUAGGGUUGGGUUAGAGAAUAAACAAUCAGGACUGUGUUGUGAUGGUUAUAUAUUUAAUAUUAUUAGUAAUAUUAAUCUUGUUUGGAGAAAUAACAUUCACUCAGAGAUGUUUUUCAGACGUGCUAAAUGAAGUAUAAGGAUUACAUGACUCAAAAUAUCAUUGUGCAUGUAAACACACUGACUGACUGAAACACACUGUAAUGUAUUGUUUCUUUGUUUUAGGAAGUUCACAAUGCCGCAAUAAAUUUUAGAUAAUGAAAUACUUUAUUGUGUUGGCAUAAUUUUUUUGAUCAACAACCCACAAUGUGACACAUUGGUGCUUAAAAAUAUCAGAAGUGUUGUACACAUUUGAUUUUCAGUUCAUAAUACCGCUGCAAAAAUAAGUAUUUAAAAAUGCAAUACUAUUUCAUU